AAACGUAGACGUUAAAGUGUUAGAGAUGAAGACGUCGAAGAGUAGAUGAUAACGAAAGGUAAAGUAAUGUCCCGUCUACGAUUAACUUAAAUAAAAGUUUUUAAUGAUCUUUUUGUGAUUUUUAACCAAUCAAAACUCGUAUCAGGAUACGUAACAUAUAUUUGUAAUUGUUAAUAUGAGAAAAACAUCUUCGAAUCAGGAUGUUGAGAAAGGUUACACUCAUACAUUCCUUACUCAAGAUGAUGACAUUAGACAUUCAAAAAUACAGAAGAGAAGUUUAUGGAGGUGGUGGAAUCAAUUGUCUCGUCUACAACGUUAUGUUAUCUGUAUCUUUGUUUUGUUCACAUCAUUAUCAAUCUUAGUUUUUCUACCAUUGUUGUCGGAAAUAUCUUCAAAAAAACACUCAGCCAUUCCUUAUGAUCCAAACAGUCCUUCCCAUAACUCAAAUAAAUUGGUGAAUUCCAAGGGAAACCAAAUAUUCAUUCCUUCCAUUGAACACAGAGAAAAUGUCAAUAUUGAUGAGAAAUCUAUAAAUCAAAUUGUUCCUCCUAUAGAUAUUAGAGAAUCAAAUCAGAUAAAUGAAAAACAGAAAGCUGUUGUUAGAGCAUUUAAACAUGCAUGGAAAGCAUACAAAGAAUAUGCUUGGGGACAAGAUCAUCUAAAACCAAUUAGUAAAUCUUAUCAUAAUUGGUAUGGUGUGGGUUUAACAUUAAUUGAUUCAUUAGAUAUGAUGUAUAUGAUGGAUCUAAGGGAAGAAUUUGAAGAAGCCAAACAGUGGGUCCAAGAAAAAUUAGAUUUUAAUAUCAACAAAGAUGUCAAUUUGUUUGAAACAACUAUACGUAUCUUUGGUGGUCUACUCGGUGCAUAUCACUUAAGCAAAGAAAAGAUAUUUUUGGAUAAAGCAAUUGAUCUUGCUGAUAGACUUCUUCCAUGCUUUAAUUCUCCUUCCGGAAUCCCAUAUUCAGAUAUUAAUUUGAAGACAGGUCAUGCACAUGCUCCUACUUGGGGACAAGAUAGUUCAGUUUCUGAAGUUUCAGCAAUACAGUUAGAAUUUAAGGAUCUUAGCAGGAUUGUGGGAAAUUCCAAAUAUGAGGUUCCAGUAUCUAAAGUGUCAAAAUUACUCCAUACAUUACCAAAAAAGGAUGGCUUGGUACCAAUGUUUAUUAAUGCAGAAACUGGACAGUUUCGAAGUUUGUCUACCCUCACAUUAGGUGCACGAGCUGAUAGUUACUAUGAAUAUCUACUUAAGCAGUGGAUCCAGACAGGAAGAACUGAAAAUUGGUUAAAAGAAGAUUAUUUGCAAGCAGUUGGAGGAAUUAGUAAACAUUUACUACGUUAUUCAGAACCAAAUCGAUUGGCAUUCAUUGGGGAAUUAUUAAAUGGACAUAAUUUUAGUCCAAAAAUGGACCAUCUGGUAUGCUAUUUACCUGGAACAUUAGCACUAGGAUAUCAUUAUGGGUUGCCUUCUUCACAUUUCCAAUUAGCUCUUGAUCUCAUGCAAACAUGUUAUCAAAUGUAUGCACAGACUGCAACAUUUCUUAGUCCAGAAAUAGUAUAUUUUAAUUUACAACCACAAGGAAGCAGUGAUAUAAUUAUCAAGAGUAAUGAUGCACAUAAUCUCUUGCGUCCAGAAACUGUUGAAAGUCUUUGGUAUCUCUAUCACUUCACACACAAUGAAACAUAUAGAGAAUGGGGAUGGAAGAUAUUUCAAGCCUUUGAAAAAUAUACAAAAGUUAAAGAUGGUGGCUACACAACUAUUAGUGAUGUCCGCAAUCCGCUUAUGGUAAAACCUAGAGAUAUGAUGGAAAGUUUUUUCUUAGGGGAAACCUUAAAAUAUUUUUAUUUAUUAUUCAGUGACAAUCAAAAUCAAUAUUCUCUAGAUAAAUAUGUUUACAAUACAGAAGCUCACCCCCUUCCAAUCUAUUCCCAAGAUGACAAAAAAUCAUUGCAAACUCAUUUAUAAAAAAUGUUUAUAUAUAUGUAAUAUAUAUAUAAAUUCUGUUUUUGUGAUCCAGACUGAAUUGUGGUGCUAAGUCAAGAAGACUUGAAACUGUCAAGUUUGGACAAUAAAGAUUUAAAUGUACAGAUUCAACCUGUAUAUGAUGUAAAAAUAAAUGUGCCUUGUGUACAAGAAAACUGAAAACAAAUGGAGUUAAACCCCAUUUAUUAAUAAUAAAAGCCAUUAUCUUCUUUGAAAAUUCCGGUCUUGAUACUGUUUUCAACCCUCACUAUUUAAAAAUAUAACAUUACACAUUAAAUUGGUUUGACAAGUGAUGAAUCUAUCUCAUAAAUAAUUAUAAUCAUGUUGUAAUGGAAAAUUGUUCCUAUUGACAGCUAAAAAUUCAGGAAAAAUGUUUCAUUUUGUCGUUUUAAAAUUGGUAUAUAAAAAUGAACAAGUGUGAAAAUAAUAUAAAAAUUUGUUGUUUUUGAAGAACAAAUAAGGACAAAUUUUACAGAAAUUAUAUUUAAAAAAAAUUGGCAUUGAAACUAUUUUAAUCACAGUAAAUAAGUAAAUUUCACCUUUUAAGCAAGUUUCUGGUUUAUAUUUGAUGUUAAAAAUAUUGUAGCCAUUUAUAUAGAUUGUAAAUUUAUUUCUUACACGAUAUGUAUUUUAUACAAUUUAAUGUAUCAAUAUAUUGUAAAUGUUUUAAUGUGUUAAAUGUAUGAUAAAUUGUUGUUAAGAAGUAUUGAUUUCUUAAUAAUUAAUCUGAAAACAAAUAA
Messenger RNA from Centruroides sculpturatus (bark scorpion), 2721 nucleotides. Its product is annotated as endoplasmic reticulum mannosyl-oligosaccharide 1,2-alpha-mannosidase-like. The record is from RefSeq and is a predicted model, not a curated record. Gene Ontology annotation, molecular function: calcium ion binding; mannosyl-oligosaccharide 1,2-alpha-mannosidase activity. Bases 176 to 1963 code for a protein of 595 amino acids. Gene Ontology annotation, cellular component: endoplasmic reticulum; membrane. Gene Ontology annotation, biological process: N-glycan processing; carbohydrate metabolic process. Lineage: Eukaryota; Metazoa; Arthropoda; Arachnida; Scorpiones; Buthidae. The transcript has 10 exons.